UUAAACCCAUUUGUAAGGUAUGGUUGUAUCGACGGAACUAAGUAGUGGGAGGGUUGUUUAUUUUCGUCCUUCUGACUGGGCUGAGGAACAAUACAAUUUAAAGAGAGAAGUGUGAAUAGCGGACUAAAGUGGAAAGCCUUCUCUUUCUGUACACACAUUUGGAUAUAAAGUGCUUUUCGGCGAUUCACAAACUCUCGACCCUGUGUGCAGAGUGAUGCAACAUGGCAGCAGCGGCUGUCAAUAAGUGCUUUCUUUCAGCAUUAAGGACUCAUAGUUGGUGUCAGAGCCGAGGACUUAACUCUGUAGCCGAGAGGACAGUCAGGCAUGUGUCCUCUGCUGUGAUAUGUAACCACGGGGUCGCUGAAGGAAACGCGAGCCUGGACAGGAGAGCUCCGGCUGGGCAGAGAAGGAGAAGUGGUGGUCGGGAAAGCAGCAGCAGUUUUUCUUUGCUCCGCUCCCUGUCGGUGGGUUUGGGGCUCUGUGGUGCGGUGCUUCUGGACACUCAAAAAGAGGAAAAGGGGGACAAAGGAGUGCUGAUAUCCCGGGGAUUUCUGCCUUCAGCUCAUUGCGCUUCUCCCUUUAAACCUGACAGCCCUCGAUUUAAGUACAACUUUAUUGCAGAUGUGGUGGAAAAAUCCACUCCAGCUGUGGUGUACAUUGAAAUCGUGGGCAGACUCCCUUUCUCAGGAAGAGAGGUCCCGGUUUCAAAUGGCUCCGGUUUCAUCAUCAGUAGCGACGGUCUCAUCGUCACUAAUGCCCACGUCGUAGCCAACAAGCGAGGCGUCCGUGUGAAGCUCACCAAUGGAGAGAUGUACAAUGCUACUGUGCAGGAUGUCGACCCCGAGGCAGACAUCGCCACCAUCAAAAUCUCUGCGAGGAAUCCUUUACCCACGCUCACACUCGGACAGUCGUCAGACGUUCGACAGGGAGAGUUUGUGGUGGCGAUGGGGAGCCCGUUUGCAUUACGAAAUACAAUCACUUCGGGGAUUGUCAGCUCAGUACAGAGAGGCAGUAAGGAGCUGGGCCUGUCCAACUCUGACAUGGCCUACAUACAGACAGAUGCAACCAUUGAUUUUGGAAAUUCUGGAGGUCCCCUCAUUAAUCUGGAUGGGGAAGUCAUCGGUAUAAACACCAUGAAGGUUACUGCUGGGAUCUCCUUUGCAAUUCCGUCUGAUCGCGUCAGGCUUUUUCUUGAUAAAGCAGCAAAAAGAAAAAGCUCUUGGUUUCGCGAGGCUGAGACAAAGCAGCGGUACAUCGGUGUUAUGAUGCUGACGCUGACGCCGAGGAUCAUUGCAGAGUUGAGGAUGAGAGACUCAUCCUUUCCAGAUGUGACUCACGGCAUCCUGAUUCACAAGGUAAUCCCCGGAUCCCCGGCCAACAGAGCUGGCAUGCAAGCUGGAGAUAUUGUGCUGGAGAUUAACGGGGUCAAGGUGAACACCUCGGAGGAGAUCUACCAGGCUGUCCGCAGCAGCGACAAAAUCACUAUGCAGGUGCAGAGAGGACAAGAGUUGCAUCGCCUCCAUGUAACUCCAGAGUAUAUAGAGUAACGCAAAUGCCAAUAGUUUGUCAGCCGCUGGACAAUGAGGUGGUUAGUUUGCGUACACCAGAAAACUGUGAAACCUUACAGUGUUUGCUGUUGAAUAAACUGGAUUUUAAUGUAAAA
Molecule: messenger RNA, 1663 nt
Organism: Archocentrus centrarchus (flier cichlid)
Lineage: Eukaryota; Metazoa; Chordata; Actinopteri; Cichliformes; Cichlidae
Product: serine protease HTRA2, mitochondrial-like
Exons: 8
Coding region: 222-1547 (441 amino acids)
Biological process (GO): programmed cell death; proteolysis; positive regulation of apoptotic process
Cellular component (GO): mitochondrion
Molecular function (GO): serine-type endopeptidase activity; protein binding
Source: RefSeq, a predicted model, not a curated record